Molecule: messenger RNA, 4139 nt
Organism: Amphiprion ocellaris (clown anemonefish)
Lineage: Eukaryota; Metazoa; Chordata; Actinopteri; Pomacentridae
Gene: zbtb41
Product: zinc finger and BTB domain containing 41
Exons: 11
Coding region: 154-3021 (955 amino acids)
Molecular function (GO): protein binding
Source: RefSeq, a predicted model, not a curated record
CAGAGAGCGGCUUGUUUCGGUGUCAGACAUUUCUGUUGGGGUGUUGCAGAUAUUCAGGAAAUUAUUAUUCCUCCGUUUAUUCCACACAUUUCUUAUGUUUUCUGCGGUGUAUCAACGUUUUUUAGACGCCUCCAGUCCUUCGAAGACACAGCAAUGAAGAAGAAGCUCAGCACGAUGCUGCGUCCCAAACGUGGCAGGCAGGUCAGUGCCAACAGUGAACUUGCUACAGACUCAUCCACUGCACUGGACUCCAGUUCUCCAGUAAAUUCUGAAACUGUGCAAGAAUCAGCCUCACAAAUCAGACACUUGAUGAUGUCGCAGCAAAGCCACAACCUCUUGAAGUUCUUGAAUGAGGACCGGACUCGGCAGAAGUUCUGCGACAUGUCAGUGUCUGUAGGUGGGAAGAUCUACAGCGCCCACAAGGUGGUGUUGGCCCACGGGAGCAGCUACUUCCAUGCGGAGCUGUCCAAGAACCCCGCUGCAACAACACAUGUGACUCUAGACCACGUGGAAGCCUCUGUUUUCCAGCACCUGCUUGGCUUUUUGUACACAGCCGAGUGCAUUGUUGCAGAGACUGAGCUACCGGCUCUGACUGAAGCUGCACGAUUCCUGGACAUGAUGGAUAUAUUAAAGCUGUUAUGCGAAGAAGAAGAGCACAACCCUGUAAGUGUGAUCCAGGCUGAGACAAGAGGCUCUCCAAAGGUGGAAAUAAGCUCCAGUGACUCAUCAGGAGCUGACACAGACCUCCAGAGCCUGCCUGAUGUUAAGUGCACCUCGUUCAGUCGCCGGUUUAACACUCAAAACUCCCUGCAGAAUGACAUAGCUGAGGUUCACACUGAUGAACAGCAGGAAGCUUCAGCUGAAGAAGUGAAGACGACUGGCCAGAGGAGCGCAACAACACGGAGAUCAGCUCGUCGGAAGAGAACGCCCACCAAGUACAAGAGAGAUGAUGUAGAAUGCUCUGUUGCCACUCCUGAGGAAAAACAAAGAACUGUAUCAUCAAGGCAGCAAAAUGAAGGCAGAGGAGAAGCAGCAGCAGCAGCAGCAGAGAUGGUUAUGAAAACCCAGACGACUACACUGGAUGAGACAUCUAAACCCACUCUGGGGGACGACAUGAUGGAUGAGGAGGAGGACGAAGAGGGAGGAGACAUAAAUGCAGACUUUGCUGCUCACAAGAAAGUUGCUGGGGUUUGUGGCCCAGACAGAAGUGUAAGCCAGCAGGGUUCACAAGCAGAAAGGACAGAACAACAGUCUGCUCAGGUGGAAGUACAUGUGACAGCAGCAGCAGGAAGCUCCAACCAGAUUCCUGUUUAUCCUGAAGGUCUGGCUCCGGUCAUCAUCCAAACCUCCAGCAAGAAGACUCUCAAGUGUCCCAAAUGUGACAAGACCUUUGACCGUGCAGGGAAAUAUGAGAGUCACACCCGAGUGCACACAGGAGAGAAACCGUUUCAGUGUGACAUCUGUCUUCAGCGUUACUCCACCAAGUCCAACCUGACGGUACACAAGAAGAAGCAUGCCAGCGACGCUCCGUUCCAGAAGAAAGAGCACAAAUGUCCCUUCUGCAACAAACUCCAUGCCAGCAAGAAAACUCUGGCCAAACAUGUCAGGAGGUUUCAUCCAGACCACAUCCAAGAGUUUCUCACCAAGAGGAAGAGGAAGAGUGAGGGCUGGAAGUGUGCUGUAAGGACGAGUUUCAGUUUUAGAAUAUUCAUUUGUUUGAAGACCUUCACACGCAGACCUCAUCUGCAGGAGCACAUGAUCCUUCACACACAAGACCGGCCUUUUAAAUGCUCCUUCUGUGACGAAUACUUCAAAUCCAGGUUUGCAAGGCUGAAGCACCAAGAGAAGUACCACUUAGGCCCAUUUCCCUGUGAGAUCUGUGGCCGUCAGUUUAAUGACACAGGCAACAGAAAGAGGCACAUUGAGUGCACACAUGGAGGCAAAAGGAAAUGGACCUGCUUUGUUUGUGGGAAAUCAGUGAGGGAGAGGACGACACUAAUGGAGCACUUGAGGAUUCACAGCGGAGAGAAGCCUCACCUCUGCAGUAUUUGUGGCCAAAGUUUCCGUCACGGCAGCUCCUACAGGCUCCACCUCCGAGUCCAUCAUGAUGACAAGCGUUACGAGUGUGACGAAUGUGGGAAAACCUUCAUACGCCACGAUCACCUGACCAAACAUCAGAAAAUACACUCUGGUGAAAAAGCACACCAGUGUGAAGAAUGUGGCAAGUGCUUCAGACGACAUGAUCAUCUGACAGUCCACUACAAAAGCGUUCAUUUGGGAGAGAAAGUUUGGCAGAAAUAUAAAACUGCUGUACAUCAGUGUGAAGUUUGCAAGAAAGAGUUUAAAGGAAAGUCCAGUCUAGAAAUGCACUUCAGGACACACUCAGGUGAGAAACCUCACCGAUGUCCUGAGUGCCAUCAGACAUUUCGGAUCAAGAAGACUCUAACAAAACACAUGGUGAUCCACUCAGACGCUCGUCCUUUUAACUGUCCCCACUGCAGCGCCACCUUUAAGAGAAAAGACAAGCUCAAGUACCAUGUGGACCAUGUGCACAGUGCCCGGUUCACUGAGCAGCCUCUCAGCACGCUCGGCGAGGACAAAAUAGUCUCCAUUCCCUUCGAGGAAACCUCCAAAGCGUACCACACCGAGCCUAAAUCGACCCUCCAGAGCCCCCCCACCUCCACAGAUGCCUGCGUGCCCGUCUCUUUAGUUCCUGUCCAGAUGGCCGGAGGAGGGCAGGGCGACUUGAACGCUCACAGAGCCUCGUCUCUCUCCUCCCAGACUCACAGCCAUGUCAGCAUGCAGGCUCAAGGACAGCAGCAGAACUCUGGCUACCAGGCGGCUACAGACCUGGCCUUCUUAGAGAAGUACACCCUCACCCCUCAGCCUGCUAACAUCGUCCACCCCGUGAGGCCCGAUCAGAUGCUGGACCCUCGAGAGCAGUCGUACCUGGGCACACUGCUGGGCCUAGAUUCAGCUUCUUCUGUGCAGAACAUCUCCAACUCUGAUCACACUCACUGACGCUGCUCAGCCAAAAAACAGGACUUUAAGGCACAGUCCAACAAACAAUGGAGAAAUGUCAUGGGACUGACAGACGCUACAGUAUUAACCUGUACAGUAGAUUCACAUUUUAAAACUUCUUUAUCACUGACCUCCUUGUAAAAUCAUUGGAAUCAAGACACAAAAAAAUGAAGUGCUGUUAUUAAAUAACCAGACUGGGACUAUUUCAUUCUAACCACAGUCUGCAUGCCUAAACCACAUGGUACACAUUCACCAAUAGGUGAGCACAAACAACCCCUGAAAAUUUCACUGCAACUUGAAAUUAAUACAGUUGAAUUAAAUAAAUAAGUACAACUGGAUUGCAACAUUAGUCUCAUCAUUUAUUAACUUCACUUAGCACAUAUCUGCACUUGAUUUAUUUGGCACUUGUUGAAAUGUGGCACCUAUUUGAUGUUCAUCCAUGUUACAGUAAGCUCACAUGUAUUGGUCACUAAUAUGAAUAAAUUUGGGAAGAAGAACACAAUGAAUAUAACUGAAACAAGUGUCUUUGUAUUAGAUGAUAACACAAAAAAUCAGGCCAAGUUCAACAAUGUUUUUUCUUCAUUUUGUAUUGUUUUGUUUUAGCAUCAAUGCAAUUGUCUUUUUAAUUAAUUAGCAUUAAAAUAAUAGACAAUUUUGAUUAGAUUUUUUUCAGUAAAAUGUUUUUCCUUGUCAUUUAGUGGUUCUAACUUCUGACUAAUUUGGGUUUAUCAAAUAAAUAUCUUUCGGUUAUUUGAUUCUAAAAAGAAUCACUAAUGGCAGCCUUGUAAUAUUGGCUGGAAUAAACUUCAACUGUGGCCUUAACUUAAACUGUAAUAUAUGUGCGGCCUGUACAACCUGUUACACAAAGGCUUUGGGUUUGCUCUGUAAUGCAAAGUUAACAUUUAGGAAAGGAGUUUCUUUUUACUCCUGCAGCGUACAUAUGAGCACAAUGACUAUUUGAAGCUAUGUAUGUGUGCGAGAACUUUCCUUUAAAGAAAAAUGUUAAAUAAAAUGUUCAGAAAGACCAUUUUGUCUACUCAGGAAUAUUUCUGUCUUGAAGAUUCUUCCCAUUCUGAAUCAUUGGUGUGUCGUGAUCAAUAAAACUUUAACUGAAAACA